AUGGAGGAAACGGAGACGAAGAGGAAGCAGAGAAAAAUACUGAAAAGUAUUAGUUUGGUCUUACCACGGUCAUUCCUUUCGGCUGCUGACGACCUAAACAAAAAAGUAUGGGUCGGAAAUGAUGUCAAUAAGCUUAUCCUACAGAUCGCUGCUGGACUGUACAAUGGCCUCAGUUUACCAACAUGUCAUAUAGCAGCCACAAACAUAAAAACUGUUCACAAUUAUAAUUUCCCAAAAAAGUCCGGCAGGUUCCGGUUAAUUCUCCCACUGUUUGGUGGUAAGGAGGUUAAAAGGAAAGUUGAGAGACUUGAGGAGUGGGCUCCAAGUAUCCAGCAAGGCUAUUACGUGGGAGGACGUGGCAGUCAUUGUAGUGGAAGCAUAAAAAUACCGCUUCAAAAUGCAAUCAACACGCGCAAACGAGCAAGCAGAACUUCGCUGUGUGGGCAGCUUUUCCUCUGUAUGACUGGAUCACUGCUCAGCUUCAGCAUAUGCAUAUGGCUAACAGUAUUCAGUCAGGACGUUCAGUGGAGAAGAUUGUUAUUUGCUGCCGGUGCUGCACUGUGUGCCUUGCUUUUUGCUGUACUUGGAGCACAGACAAUACGAAAUGCUAAACAAUCACUCCCAGAAGUAAUACCGAAUUUAGCAGCUCGACGCUCAACUAUUGUGAAAAUAUCAAGAAAAUCGAUGUGUGAGGGCAAUUUGAAUCAAGAGGAAAGUGGUACUACCAGUUCACAAUAA
Molecule: messenger RNA, 738 nt
Organism: Loa loa (African eye worm)
Lineage: Eukaryota; Metazoa; Nematoda; Chromadorea; Rhabditida; Onchocercidae
Exons: 6
Coding region: 1-738 (245 amino acids)
Source: RefSeq, a predicted model, not a curated record